Nomia melanderi (Alkali bee) is the source of this 1689-nucleotide messenger RNA. RefSeq names its product cuticular protein 17 (gene CPR17). The record is from RefSeq and is a predicted model, not a curated record. Gene Ontology annotation, cellular component: chitin-based extracellular matrix. Gene Ontology annotation, molecular function: structural constituent of chitin-based larval cuticle. Lineage: Eukaryota; Metazoa; Arthropoda; Insecta; Hymenoptera; Halictidae.
CUUCACGCCGGCAACCAUCUCGUCGGAACACACCGACGUUCUAUAUGUGACGUUUGCCUUCUUAUUCUGACGCAGACUGAUACAUAUAUACAUAUACAGGCGUAACUUGUGUCGUCUCCACCGUACGACAGACACCGGUAUCGUCGCACUUUCUCGAGAGAGCGUCGCGGAUCGUUGCACAGCCGUCGUCGCCGUCGCCGCGUGCCCCAUCGUUUCGGCAACAUGCGUACUCUGAUAUUACUCGUGCUGGUCGCAGCAGCGCAUUGCCAAGAAUACUUCCGCCAGCCCGAGAAAAUCGUCACUGAAAAUAGGGACCUGGGCGAUAACCGUGGCCAUUAUUCGUUCACAUACGAAACGGAGGGCGGCAUCGUGCAAAGUGAAACCGGCAGCCGGAAGUACGCUGGUACGCCGGAAGAGACGCAGCUGAUCCAGGGCUCGGUGCAGUACAAUGCCCCAGAUGGUACACCGAUCGCGAUCAGCUGGACCGCGGACGAGUUCGGCACUCAAGUGGCCGGCACUCACGUGCCGACACCGCCGCCUAUACCGCCGGCCAUUCAAAAGGCCCUCGAAUGGAUUGCGAAACAACCGUCCACCCCGGAGCCCCAGGAAACUGCCAAAGACUCGCCCAGCCAACAGAACGCUGUCCCAACGGGCAACAACAGGCAGUUCAAAUCACUACGGCCGAACCAACGAAACUGAACGACGAUCCUUUAGAGAUUAAGUACCUUAGAGUCUGCAGUUAGAUUCCUGUAACGUGACUUCGAAUAAAUUUGUAUUUUUCUAGAAAAUUUCGUUUCGUUCGAACGAGUCGCAUAGUAUUUUAUUUUAUUUUUCUUAUGUGUGUUGUUCUUUUUCAACCCUUCGGCGACGUUGCUUGAGACUGUUCUUUUGUAAAGAGGUUUUCGGAAAAGUCGUUUGACUUGUUAGUUUCUUGUAGCUAACAUGACUUGCCUUGAUUAUACUUGUGAUAGAAUAAAUUAAUGUCGUAGGUUGUGGUUGUAAUAAACUGUUAUGAUAAAUUUGAAUUAGGAGAAUUUGGGUUUGAGAAAAUAGAUUUGCGAAAGAAAAUGGAGCUUUUUCGAGUGCACUUGGAGUGUGAGCGUAAUCUAUGAGGGCACUGUUGAUAAUACGCAUCAAAAUAGAUAAGUUAUUGUAUUCUAGCUAAACAAAUUUUGAUUUUUUGAAAGCAUUCGAAUAUUUAUGGAGACAUUUUAAUAUAAUAAAACGGGAAAUAUUAUCUCAAACUAUAGCAGGUAUAAUACAUAGAAAUGAAAAUAAUAUUUUUUAUCCUUUCGUGUAUGCAAUGAUGCUCUUAGAUUGUUAAAGAUUAUAUGUAUAAUCGAAAAUAUAAUUUAGUAAGCAUUUCGUAGAAACACGUUAAUAAAAAUAUUUACAUAAAUUGGUAACUAAAAGUUUGAAUUGGUCUCAGGCAGUAUGCAUGAAGUCGUCAAGAUUAUCCGUCCUCUAAGAGUUAAGCCUGUUGAGGUCUCUUUUCCGACUGAUCAAUUUUGAUCUCAUUCCAUAAGUAUAAGAAACUAAUCGGGCGUAAAGAGUCAUGAUUUGAUGUUUCAGAUUGUAUGGAUGUAACACGAAAAUUCUUUUUUUACAUGAACAAUGAUAAACUUUUUUAAAAGUAAACGUCUCCACAGUCUAGUAUUUUGUUUUUGUAAAGUAUUUAUACAAAUGAAG